This is a messenger RNA of Aphis gossypii (cotton aphid), 1818 nucleotides long. RefSeq lists its product as uncharacterized. NCBI's taxonomy places the organism in Eukaryota, Metazoa, Arthropoda, Insecta, Hemiptera, Aphididae. The record is from RefSeq and is a predicted model, not a curated record. The transcript has 9 exons. Bases 90 to 1301 code for a protein of 403 amino acids.
AGACAUUAUCAAAUGUAUCACUAAGCAAACAAAAAUUAAUUGAAGCUUGUGUACAACUAGUGACAAUUAAUGGAAGACCUUUUACACUUAUGGACGAUAGUGGAUUUAAAAUGAUUAUUGACCCUUUAUUAGAUACAAUAGGUGGAGAUUUUAGAAUUAACUCAAGAAAUAUAAAAAAUCAUGUAAAAGAACAUGCAUCCGAAAUAGUAAAAAAUAUUAAGUUAGAUGUCUACAAAAGGUUAGUAUCACUGAAGGUUGAUUGUGUUACCAGGCUUAAUCGAUCAAUUAUUGGUGUAAAUGUGCAAUACAUUAAAGAUGAUAAGUUAAACAUCAAGACAUUAGGAAUGACAGAAUUAAGUGAAAAGCAUACAUCUGAGUACCUAAAAAAAGUGUUGAUAAAUAUUUUGAAGAAGUAUGAUAUUGAUAAUCGACAAGUAUAUUCAAUUACAUGUGACAAUGGAAGAAAUAUUGUAAAAAUGGUUAAGAUAUUCAAUGAUGCUAAUGAAGAUGAUAUACUUAAUGAAGAUGAUAUUGAAGCAGAUAUCGAGUCUGAAAACACUGAACAUCUAAGAAAUGAUGGUCAUGACAUUUUAUCUGAAUCUACAAUUGAAGGCAUAAUAACAGAUAUAGAGAUUGAUUUAAAUAAUGAUAAUAAUUUGCAACAAGAAGUAUAUUCAGCCUUAGAAAUAGAAAAUGAAGAAUAUUUAACACAAUGUGUUCGUUGUAGUGUACACACUUUUCAACUAUGUAUAGAACAAGGUUUUAAAAUAACUUCAGUUAACAAUACCAUUGUAAAAGCUCGAAAGGUUGUAAAAAUACUUCGAACACAAUCCUAUGCAGCUUUAUUAAAGAAGGAUAAUUUAAAGCAAGCUAUAAUUGAUAUUGUUACUCGAUGGAGUUCUAUAUAUUCAAUGUUGCAUCGUCUGAUUGAGCUUAAGUCAUUUUGUAAGGACCACGAGUUAAUAAACUCUAAUUUGUUUUUAAAUAAUCGUGAUUGGGACAAGAUUAGUAGUUUGGUAAAUUCACUCGAGCCUGCUUAUUUUGCCACUAAAAGACUUCAAAAAAAGGAUUUGACACUUGGUGAUUUUUUUGGUAUUUGGCAACAAACAAAAAGUCAAUUUCAACAAAUAAAUUCAUUGUUAUCUAAUUCUAUUGUGCAGUCUAUGAAUAAUCGUCAAGAACAAUUAAUGGACAAUAGUAUAUUUGUUGCAGCUAUUUAUUUAGAUCCUCGAUUUAUGUGUACUUUAACAGCUGCAAAAAAACAAAAAGCAAUUGAUCAUCUUAUUAAAACUUGGACUUAAAAAGAAUCAAUAUCUGGUAAUCAAAAUUUAAACGAAAAUUUAGCUGGAUCAACGAAUGAAAUGGUUAUUGAAGUUGAUGAGCAAAUCUGCGAUAACAAAGAUCCAUUUGAAGAAUUUCUCAUUAGUUGUUCAUCUUCACAAAACCCGUCAUUGAACGAAUCAAAUGAAUCACAAAGUUUGUCAUCUUCAAGACAGUCAAUGAGAGAAAAAAUUGAAGACUUUGGUAGAGUAGAAAGAUUAACUUAUAAAGCAGAUGUGAUAAAUUAUUGGAAAGAAAACAAAAUAUCAAAGCCAGAGUUAUUCGAACUGGCACAAAUACUCAUGGCAGUACCAGCAACACAAGUUAGUGUUGAACGUAGCUUUUCCGGCUUAAAAUUUAUAUUGUCAGACUUGAGAAGUUCACUUUCAAGUGAUAUAUUAGAGGACAUAUUAAUUAUUAGAGGAAACAAUCAAUAACAUAUAAAAUGUAUAAUUUAUUUUGUUUUUAAGUGUAUUCAUGAAUAUAUAUUGAUAUUAG